This is a messenger RNA of Castor canadensis (American beaver), 2212 nucleotides long. It is a transcript of the gene Cdc42ep1, whose product is annotated as CDC42 effector protein 1. NCBI's taxonomy places the organism in Eukaryota, Metazoa, Chordata, Mammalia, Rodentia, Castoridae. Gene Ontology annotation, biological process: positive regulation of actin filament polymerization; regulation of cell shape; positive regulation of pseudopodium assembly. The record is from RefSeq and is a predicted model, not a curated record. Gene Ontology annotation, molecular function: small GTPase binding. Gene Ontology annotation, cellular component: plasma membrane; cytoplasm; cytoskeleton.
CAGCGACUCUUGAGCUGCGCGCCGGGACGCGCCACCACCACCGCCACCGCCGCCGCCGCCGCGCCCGCCCUGGACCUCCGGCUCCGGGGGUCGCCGAGAGGAGGUCUCUACCCUUGGACAGGACAGAGGCCACCGCCCGUGAGGCCCAUCUCGUGCAGGACAUCGGCCUUGCCAGGGCCUGGUGGAAAGACGAGCUGUGGUCCCCAGCAUUGGGGACAGAGCCUUGGGAGAGCCAAGGAGUGACCUCUGCCCACCUUCCAUUGAGAGGAAGCAGCUGAGAAGGGGGUCCUGAGCUCAGCCCGCCUCCCUCUCCAGCCCCAGGUGGGCAUGAACCAGUGAUCCUGAGCAGUCAGAGCUGAUGCCUGGCCCCCAGGGGGGCACAGGAGCCCCCACCAUGAGCCUGGGCAAGCUCUCACCUGUGGGCUGGGUGUCCAGCUCUCAGGGAAAGAGGCGGCUGACUGCAGACAUGAUCAGCCCCCCGCUGGGGGACUUCCGUCACACCAUGCACGUGGGCCGUGGUGGGGAUGUCUUCGGCGACACCUCCUUCCUCAGCAACCAUGGUGGCAGCUCUGGGAGUACCCACCGUUCUCCCCGCAGCUUCCUGGCCAGGAAGCUCCAGCAGGUGCGGAGGGCAGGGGUGCCAGCCAGGAGGAUGGCUUCACCUCCAGCACCCUCACCAGCUCCACCUGCCAUCUCCCCCAUCAUCAAGAACGCCAUCUCUCUGCCCCAGCUCAACCAGGCGGCCUAUGACAGCUUGGUGGUGGGCAAACUCAGCUUCGACGGCAGCCCUGUCAGCUCCACAGACGGCCACUCUGGUUAUGGUCUGGACUCUGGGUUCUGCACAAUUUCCCGCCUGCCCCGUUUGGAAAAGUCUAGUGACCGUGACUGUGACCGAGACAGAGACAGCUCCUUCCCUUCUGAGCCCGAGCUUCGCCGCUCUGACUCUCUCUUGUCCUUUCGCCUUGACCUUGACCUUGGGCCCUCACUUCUCAGUGAGCUGCUAGGAGUCAUGAGCCUUUCAGAAGCCCCUGCAGCUGAGACCCCAACCCCUGCUAUAAGCCCCCCAGCUUCAGCUGUAAACCUCCCAGCCCCUGCCACAAACUUCCCAGCCCCGGCUGCAAACUCCCCAAUCCCAGCUGCAAACUCCCCAACCCCAGCUGCAAACCCCUCAAUCCCAGCUGCAAACUCCCCAACCCCAGCUGCAAACCCCCCAGUCCCAGCUGCAAACCCCCCAACCCCAGCUACAAAUUCCCCAGCCCAUGGACAUUUCCCCAAUGGGGUGACUGCUGGGUUAGGCCCAGUGGCCGAGGGGAGGGCUAGCCUGGCAGGAGCAGGAUCCCGAGUGACCCCUGACAUGACCUUCAGCAGGCACUGGGGAGCCAACUGGGGGGGCAGCAGGGGCAGCCGCCACUACACUGAGGUGGAUGCUCGGCGGGAGCUAGCGGGGGUGCUGCCCCAGGUUCGGGGCUCCUGGGAGAGUCUGGAUGAGGAGUGGAGGGCACCCCAGGCAGGCAGCAGGACCCCUGUGCCCCAUACAGUGCAGGCCAACGCCUUUGAGUUUGCUGAUGCUGAGGAGGACGAGGUCAAGGUGUGAGGGUCUAGGGUGUGGGCUUAGGACCCUGCCAGCCUCGGGACCUGACGAGCCCACCUAAAAGCUGUGUCCUGCCAGACGAGGUAGGAGAACCUAAGUAGCCCAAAAUGCUCCAUGUCUCUAGAGGCCAGUGUGGAAGGGAGGACCGAGGAAACCAGGCUUGUUCUGGGACCCAGGUUCCCAGUGGUCCUGUGAGCUGACCCAUCUCCCUCCGCUGACACCCUGGGUCUAGUAGCUCUUCUUAAGCGCCACCCCCCACUGGCUGGAGGGCCUAACCUCACAGUGUGGCCUUUGUGCCCCAGGAUGCUGUCCUGUGGGGUGAGGGUAGGGCACGCACCACACAAGGCCAUUGUCUCCUUUCCCAGUGGGACUGCUCCCCCUAGAGGGUCACCUUUGCAUCCCCAAGAGCCCUAUCCCAGGCUAUGUCCCAAUACCCUCAACUGUCCCAAAAUCUCAGAAAGGUCAGAUAUGACCCCAUCCUCCCACCAUACUCUCUACCCCAGACCUGUCUCUGGGGCCUGAUUUUUUCAAAAAGGUUUUUUUGAUAAAAGGUGCCAGGCAAGAAUCUUGGGGACCUGGGAGACCAGGCUCAGUCCCCUCUUCCUCUCCUGGGAGUUUGAA